Molecule: messenger RNA, 5852 nt
Organism: Sander lucioperca (pikeperch)
Lineage: Eukaryota; Metazoa; Chordata; Actinopteri; Perciformes; Percidae
Gene: rubcn
Product: rubicon autophagy regulator
Exons: 22
Coding region: 375-3332 (985 amino acids)
Biological process (GO): negative regulation of autophagosome maturation; negative regulation of endocytosis
Cellular component (GO): late endosome; early endosome
Molecular function (GO): phosphatidylinositol phosphate binding
Source: RefSeq, a predicted model, not a curated record
CUGCUUCAGAGCUUUUAAUAGUUAAGUUUACACAUUGCAAGUAAUGUAAACGCAGUGAUACCCGCCAGCAUACUCGCAAAACAACGGAGGUAAAUUAACUAUGGUCUUAUUUGAGAGUUAAAGCACGAUUAUCGUUAAAAGGGGGCAGGGCAGAGGAUAACAUCACCGCCCACUUGCUAAUGAUAUCAUGCGGCCUCCACUGUUUUGAUUCACAGCUCCGACAGGAGGGGCAGAGAUGACGGAAGACUGGAAGUCCGGGUAACUUCAUCAAGCUACCCUACUACUGCGGUUAAAAUUUUGUUUUACGAAAUAAGAUAUUGGAGUUAUCGGGGAAACUGGCAGCUUUGUACGGUACUCGACUCCGCCCGGAGGACAUGGAGAUAUCGGCGGAGGGAGAGGCGGAGGAGUGCAGGAGGGAGCACUGGAAGCUACUGUCCAGCCUGAAGACCACAGUGGAGGGUCUUGUGUCCACCAACAACCCCAACGUGUGGUCACGUUACGGCGGCCUGCAGCGGCUCCACAAGGACAUGAACAACAUCCUGAGCCAUAGGCUGAAAAAUGAGCAGGUGUACUACAAACAGAGAGACUAUUGGCCGUUUGUGUGGUGUGUUCGCUACAUCAGCCCCCACCUCGCCUCACACGUUGAACAGUUCAGUCACCUGGAGCCGGUGCUGAGCAGCGCGAUGCAGAGUGCUGGUGAGAGCUACAAGGCUGAGCGUUGGCUUCUUCACAGCUUACAGGUUCACAUGCUUUCGGCUCAGCUCCGACCUCUGCUCCGACAUCUGGGGCAUACACGUAAAUACUAUAAUGACGAUGCCUUUCUGCUGAGCGAGCCUCAUGUGAUCGCCAUGUUCCAGUGUCUGGAAGCAGUAGAGCAGAAUAACCCCAAACUGCUGGCCCAAGUAGACACUGUCGGGCUGUCCCCUCUGAAGGGCCCACCAUGUCUGGGCCUAUUGAAGAGCCAGAGCCUGUGUGUGUUGCCAGGGGUUGGUGGUGCUUGGAGGAACGCUGACUCGGCUCCCAGAGGAGAAUCUCUAAAUCGCAGACUCACCACCUCUAACUGCUCCCUCCGAGAAGCAGUCACCACUAGCAACAACUCUGGGAACACUACGGGAGUCGAAUCCCAAAACAGCAAAAGCACAAGUGAGGAAAGGGCGGAGAGUGACAAGUACACUACCUCUCCAGCCAGCAGCCCUGGAGCUCCCUGGAUAUGUGUGUCCCAGCCGGGGGAAAGCGAGCGGGGUGUGACACCCAAUCCUGGCUCUGUCUCAGUCCAUUGCAUCUCCCUCACAGAGUCUCCCUUGUCCACCACCUUUCAGCCUGAGGCCGGGGACUCUGGUGAAGGCGAAUAUGACGAUGGUCCGGAGUACUUGGCUAUUGGUAAUCUAGGGCAGCGCAGCCGCUGUGACUCUCAAAGCUCCACCCACAGCAGUGAGCAGGGCGUCCCCCUGGAGCAGUCCAUGCACCAGAGUUCCAUAGCCCCGCCCCCACCCAGACGCUCAUCUUUCUCAGAGGGUCAGAGGGGGGCGGGGCGGGGGUCCCGAGCACACACCCGCUCGUUUUCUGACACAGGAGUCAAUCAGAAACUCAGGAACGGAGGGGGCCAUCGAAAAAUCACCAUAAUAAUAGAAGAUCCGGUAGCAGAAUCAGCAGUUGAUGAUUGCUGUGUAAAGAACUACAGCCCUUUCUCACCUCAGCGCAAGGAUGCCAGCACCCCUAGUUCCCUCUACAUGGAGUCUCACGGGUCCCAGUACAGCAGCAGCGUUACAGAUGGGAUGUUCAGGAAGCCGUCAGAGGGUCAGAGCCUCAUCAGCUACCUGUCGGAGCAGGACUUUGGCAGCUGUGCUGACCUUGAGAAGGAGAAUGCUCAUUUCAGCAUUUCAGAGUCCCUUAUCGCUGCCAUCGAGCUGAUGAAGUACAACCUGCGGCGUCAGGAGGAGGAGGGCGAGGAGGAGGGAGACAGCGACUGUGAGAUUCAGCAACUCAAACAGAAGAUCCGCCUGCGGAGGCAGCUGAUCCGACGCAGCCGCCUGCCGCCCUGCGCAACCUCCCAGCACCUUUUCCACUCCACUGACAGCGGAUGCUCCCGGAGGAGCUCUCAGGACUCCUGUGAGGGCCUGUCUGACUCCGGCUCAGCUGAGGAGGUGGAGGAGUGUGAACUACGAGAUGGCUGUGAGGGUCAGUCCCUGUUGGCGGUGUCUCAGAACGGCCUCUCCCUGUCACUCGCCUCCCUCUUCUCAGAUGCAGACAUCAAGCGCAGGGUAAGCUCCAGCAGCAGGUCUUUUCUCAGCUCAGAGUCCAUCUCUCCAUCCUUCCUCCAGUCUAACUCGGCUGAGUCAGUAGCCAUGGGUUUACUCAGGCAAUUUGAGGGCAUGCAGCUUCCUGCAGCCUCGGAGCUCGACUGGCUGGUCCCAGAACACGACGCUCCACAGAAGCUGCUGCCCAUCCCUGAUUCUCUGCCGAUCUCGCCUGAUGAUGGCGAACACGCAGACAUCUACAAGCUGAGGAUUCGGGUCCGAGGCAACCUGGAGUGGGCGCCGCCCCGACCGCAGAUCAUCUUCAACAUUCAUUCCACCCCCAAGAGGAAGAUAGUUGUGGCUAAACAGAACUACCGCUGCGCUGGCUGUGGCACCCGCAUCGACCCAGAUUAUAUCAAGCGACUGCGUUACUGUGAAUACCUCGGCCGUUACUUCUGCCAGUGUUGCCAUGAGAACGCGCAGGCGGUGGUUCCCGGACGAGUGCUGAGGAAGUGGGACUUUAGCAAGUACUAUGUCAGCAACUUUGCCCGGGACCUGCUGAGCAAGAUUACUGGUGACCCACUGUUCAACCCCAAUGACAUAAACAGUGGCCUGUACAAGAAGAUCAAAGCUCUGGAGGCUGUCAGGGUUUUGAGGGUGCAGCUGUUUCAUAUGAAAAAUCUCUUCAAGACCUGUCGCUUUGCUAAAGAGGUGUUGGACCAGUUCGACAGCCUGCCAGGUCACCUCACAGAGGACCUUCACCUCUUCUCCCUCAGUGACCUCACUGCUGUGCGCAACGGGGAACUGGCUCCCCGAAUGAAAGAGCUGCUUAAACUUGGUACCACGCACGUAGCUGGCUGUGUGCUUUGCCAGGCGAAGGGCUUCGUGUGCGAGUUUUGCGGCAACGACAAAGACAUCAUCUUCCCCUUCCAGCUGAACAAGUGCCAGCGCUGCGAAGAAUGUCAUGCCUGUUACCAUCGCAGCUGCUUCCGGACGGGUAAAGACUGUCCUCGAUGUCGGCGGCUGGCAGAGCGGAGAGAGAGGAUGGCGCGCAAAAACAUGGAGGAACAAGAAGACGAGGGAGGUGGGCCCUAGUGCUGCUCACAGAAGAAACUCUAAGACAAAAGAAGAGCACAAUGCAAUCCCGAUUGUAGUCACUGACCACCUCUUUCCGUUCCAGUCCUCUCAGACCUGGGUGACAAUACAGCGAACAAAUGUUUUGAUCUCUAGAGAUUGCCAGGUGUGCGAGUUUUUACUACAUCAGGGCAUCAGUUGUUUUUGGAAAAUCUGUUGAUUUAAAUGCAUUUAGUGUAAGCUAAGCCCCUUUCACACACGCACUUGGAGUCGAUUUUCCGUGAAAAUGUUGUGUGUAUGUGUUUCUAAUCAGGAUUUCCUUAAGGAAACAUGGUUUUAAAAAUAUUCCAACAUUUUUUUUCAUUACCUUGAGAUUUGUUCAUCCUCAAAAUUGAAUUCCUAAAUAAUUGUUUAAUGACAUUUCCUUGCACAUAAGAAACUUUGACUUUGGUGACUACUAGUGGUAGUAUCAAAAAAGACAUUGUGACAGGUGUGUGACAAAAGUGUGCGAAAAGGGCUUGAGAUUCAUUAAAUGUCUUGGCACUUUGUUCCUCUGUGGUAAAACUAAUAUAUUUGGGAUUUAGGUAGAUCAGGAAAACUAGUAUUUAAAACGACUAUUGUAACCAGGUUUGAUAUUUCUCCUUGCUACAAUUGCAGAUUCUGGCAACUGCUUCAACUCUGUUAAUUUUAUUGGCUACUGGCUUAGCUGAAGUUUGUUUUUGUGACCUAAAAUAGCAGGAUCUAUUUAAAAAAAAAAAAAUCAAAUGGCAAGUAAAAAGACUUUUUUUUUUUUUUUAUUUGAAAUUAUGGAAGAUACUUAACUAAUCCUUUCAUUUCCCCGCUCCUUACUGUCCUGUUUUUAAGAUUUUAGCCAUGCGUAUGUGCCUCUGGGACCAAUGAACUUAGACUGGUAGAGCUAGUGGAGUUACAUUGGAAAGUUGAGUUUAUAGAACUGGAGUUUCGUGUGUGUGUGUGUGUGUGUGUGUGUGUGUGUGUGUGUGUGUGUGUGUGUGUGUGUGUGUGUGUGUGUGUGUGUGUGUGUGUGUGUGUGUGUGUGUGUGUGUGUGUGUGUGUGUGUGUGUGUGUGUGUGUGUGUGUGUGUGUGUGUGUGUGUGUGUGUGUGUGUGUGUCCAUGCACAAAUGGUUUGCACCAGCCUAAUCAGCACUUGUUUUCUAACGUAAGUUUUGGAAUAAUAGAGAGUCGAGUUAAUUGCACUGUUCUGUCUGUUGUUGUUGUGGUGGUGUGUGUGGGGUUGGGACGUCACUCUUUGGGUAUUUUUCUGAUGUUCGUUGUAAGAACAUGAAUCUUCACUGUGAAAUGUUUCUUUUAUGAAGCUCCUGUCACCUGGGUUGCACUACAUGGUUUCAGUCCAAAAUAAAAGAAGCACAAUUUAAUGAGUAAUACUCUUAACAUGCAGCAAAAUAAUUCUCAAUGUGUUAAUCACUUCUUGUACUCAAAUUCUUCAUACUUAAAUGGGGUUUCUCCUCCAACAGAUCUUAGUUUACAGUGGUUCCCAACCUUAUUUGCACUUUAAAGAAUAUUAGGUUCUUGGAAAAUAUGUAGCUGGGCCCAGUAGCUGGUUAGCUUAUGUUAGCAUAUCACACAUCUAGCCUGGCUCUGUAAAAAAUCUGCAUAGCAGCUCUGCUAAAGCUCAGUAGUUGAACCAAAUUUAUUUAUUUGAAGGAUUUUUAGAGCCCCCCCAAAAUAAAAAGUAUUCAGUAUUUCACAGGAAUAAAACAGAAAUUGUGUGGAAGCCAGACAAAAAUGAGAAAACUUUACAUAACAAUUUUUUUCUAUCUUUCUUUCUGGCACUUUUAAUCAUUUGGUGACCCAUCAGGUUUGUCUUGGGACCCCUAAAGUCUGGAAACCACUUGUCUAGUAUACAUUUUAAAGACUUCACUUGUUACGGCUUUACUGGACUUUUUUGGACUGGAAUUUUUAUUUUUCUUGAGGCUGGGGGGGGGGUGUAUAAUCUAUGAAGUUAAUAUCAUAGUUAAUGAUAGGUAUAAAGUUGUGGGAAAAAUAUGCAACCCACUCAUUUUAUCAAAACGUUUACCCUGGAUUAGUACCCUGGAAGUACAAUUUUGUGUACCAAUCUAUUAAUGGAUUAGUCUCCAGAGUACUUAUCAACAUCAACAGGCUUUGCUUUAUGUGUAUGAUCCCUCACGAGGUAACCACUCUCCUGAGAUACUACUUAAAGCAAAUCAUGUGAUAUUCAUUCCCCUACGGCCUUACGGACGAGUAUUAAAGAGAUAAGCUGCCCCUGUGUCUUUAGUUUGAACCAGGCGGUUUUUAAAGAAAACACUGAACUCUUUAGCUCACUGCUCCUAAACGAAGUGACCGAUCAACCCCACUGAAAAGCCUCCUCAACUCAGCAGAUGGUUUGUCUUUGGACUGCCUUUAACAUAGAGGUGUGCGGAGGUUUAAAGUGCACUACAGAUUAAAGUGUCUAUUAUUAAAAAUUAUUGGUAUUAUAAUUAUUGUUUGUGUCAAUUUUUCUUUGUUCUGAAAGUAUGUUGACAAUAAAAUACUGGCCAGAC